This is a messenger RNA of Arachis ipaensis, 1799 nucleotides long. RefSeq names its product UDP-glucuronate 4-epimerase 6. The record is from RefSeq and is a predicted model, not a curated record. NCBI's taxonomy places the organism in Eukaryota, Viridiplantae, Streptophyta, Magnoliopsida, Fabales, Fabaceae.
UGCUGGUAGUUAAUGCUUCAAUUCGAUAAGGACAUAUGACAUUGCAAUAUGCCUCAAUUCAAGUGGACAUACAAUUUACCAUCUGUGACAAUCACAAGAGUUAAAAGAAGAAAAAGAAACCUCCUCUCAACCAAUAAUACCAACCCACCGCUCACUCCUCUGUCCUCUCCUCGCUCCCAUUAUAUAUAUAUAUUCACCUUUUUCACCUUCAGGACUCAAUCUCACUAAGAUUAGAUUUAAGAGGCCCCGUUUUAAACACACAUAACAUAAAUCAAAUUUAGAAUCAUGGCAUCUCCACCAGAUACAAGCAAAUCCAUAAAGCUUCUACGUUAUCAGAAAACGACAAGCCGUUACUCAUCAAGCUCUUCGACGUCGUUCCGUUCACGCACGUGCUUCACCUAGCUGCGCAAGCCGGAGUUCGUUACGCCAUGCAGAACCCGCAAUCCUACGUGGCAUCCAACAUCGCGGGAUUCGUAAACCUUCUAGAAGUUUCCAAGGAAGUGAACCCCCAACCUGCCAUUGUUUGGGCCUCUUCCAGCUCCGUCUACGGACUCAACACCGAGAACCCUUUCUCGGAGCUCCACCGUACGGACCAGCCUGCGAGCCUCUACGCCGCCACGAAGAAAGCCGGCGAGGAGAUCGCGCACACGUACAACCACAUCUAUGGACUCUCCCUCACCGGAUUAAGGUUCUUCACGGUGUAUGGACCUUGGGGGAGACCUGACAUGGCUUACUUCUUCUUCACGAAGGACAUACUUCAGGGGAAGACCAUUGAUGUCUAUCAGACGCAGGAGGACAAGGAGGUGGCGCGUGACUUCACGUACAUAGAUGACGUGGUGAAGGGGUGCCUGGGAGCGCUGGACACUGCAGAGAAGAGUACCGGGAGCGGUGGGAAGAAGCGGGGACCGGCGCAACUUAGGGUUUACAACCUUGGGAACACGUCGCCGGUGCCGGUGGGGAAGUUGGUUGCUAUAUUAGAAGGGUUGCUGAACGUGAAGGCAAAGAAGCACGUGAUUAAGAUGCCACGAAACGGCGACGUUCCGUUCACGCACGCUAAUGUGAGCUUAGCUAAUCAAGAUUUUGGAUAUAAGCCCACCACUGACCUUGCCGCCGGUCUCAGAAAGUUCGUUAAGUGGUACGUUGGCUAUUAUGGUGUUCAAUUAGGGGCAAAAAAGGGAAAUAAUUAGUCACUGAAAAUUUAUUUUUUCUAUAAUGUGAUUAUACUUGAUUUUUAUAGAAGUAUGCCAUGAGUAUAUAAAUGUUUGUAAACAGAUAAAUCAUACAAACAUUUCUAUCGAAACAGGACUGGUUGAUUGAACUUUUUUUUUAAUUAUUAUUUUUAUUUGUUUUUAUAUGGAAUUAUUGUGAUUUUUUGUUGGGGGAGAGAAAGGUGGUGCUGGUGGUGAGAGUUAUGUGUUGUGUGGUCCAGUCCAUAGUUUGAAGCGUGAAUCAUGGAGGAGAUGAGAUGAUGAGAGAGGAUUGAUUGAUACAUAUAUAUAAAUGUGGAGUGUAGAAGGAGGAGACAAAGUUAAUGUGAGAUAAAACAGAAAGCAAACGCAAGAAAGGACGAAGGACGAUGAGCCAAGGAAAAGCCAAGUGUAUAUGUUUCUGUCUGUGAGCUGGAAUAAUGAAGAGGUGGGGUACCCUUCCUAUGUUAUGGAUCGUGUAAUAAUUUCCAUGUUUUUUAAUCUGAUUGCUAUGUAUACAUAAAAUAAAUUUUGAUGAGUCAAAAAAAAAAAAAAAGAAAAAAAAAACAAAUUGUGAUGAAAUUUACAGGAUCUGCUUCUGGCCUGGUUGCA